AUGCUUGAUGUCAAUACAACGAACACGUCUCAAUCACAUCAUUUACUCAUUAUGAUAGAGUACCUUGUUGAUCAAAAAAAGUAUUUCUAUUGGAUACUGUUACAUAUGUACACAGUAUUAUGUAUUGGGUCGAUUAUAAUAUUAGGAAUAGGUACAUUGCUCAUUACAUAUAUUAAGCAUAUUUGUGGAAUAUUAAAAAUUACUAGCUAUCGCAUUAAGCACGCAGUAAACAAUGAUAUUCCACGAAAUGUUAUACUAAAAAAUAAAAUUUUGAUGAUCGAAGGUAUAAUUUUUGCCGUAGACAUUCAUCAUCAAGAUGUGAAAAUGACGAAACAUUUCAUGACUACAUUCGAAAUAAUGAUAUCUUGUUUCAUGGAAUGUGUAAUAGUUUGUUGUACCUAG
Trachymyrmex cornetzi is the source of this 402-nucleotide messenger RNA. RefSeq lists its product as uncharacterized. NCBI's taxonomy places the organism in Eukaryota, Metazoa, Arthropoda, Insecta, Hymenoptera, Formicidae. Bases 1 to 402 code for a protein of 133 amino acids. The transcript is spliced from 4 exons. The record is from RefSeq and is a predicted model, not a curated record.